Messenger RNA from Notolabrus celidotus (New Zealand spotty), 1500 nucleotides. RefSeq names its product arrestin domain-containing protein 3-like. Bases 1 to 966 code for a protein of 321 amino acids. Gene Ontology annotation, biological process: protein transport. Lineage: Eukaryota; Metazoa; Chordata; Actinopteri; Labriformes; Labridae. Gene Ontology annotation, cellular component: cytoplasm; plasma membrane. The transcript is spliced from 6 exons. The record is from RefSeq and is a predicted model, not a curated record.
AUGACUGUGAAGCAUCUCUCGGUGGAUUACAACAAAGUGAAUGAACGAGGCACCUUCUCUCCCGGGGACACCAUAUCUGGGAAGGUGACAGUGGUGACCAGCAAGGAGACUAAGGUGCAGUGUUUUGUUGUCAAAGCCAAAGGAAAAGCUAAGGUGGCAUGGUCUGAACAAAAUGGACAAGUCACAGAGGUUUACAGCGACAAAAAGAAAUACUUUUACUUUGAACAUAUUAUUCUUCAGGACAAAAACAAAGGCGACGGUUCAGAAAUCAUGGGGCAAGGGAGAAACGUGUUUCCAUUCAGCUUUGAGAUCCCAAAUACAGAUAUGCCUUCGUCCUAUGAGGGGAAAUGGGGCAAAAUUACAUAUAGCCUGCGAGCAAAGCUGACUCUGUCGAUCUGGAGUGUCCACAAAAGCAAGACUGAGUUCCCUUUUCUGACCAAGUCUGAGUUCCCCUUUGCCUCUAAAUCAGAUAUGAUAAUCAUGGAACUCAAGGAGCAACAAAAUGCGACCAGGAUUUCCUUUCAUGGCUUUGAAAAAGUUACCAUGAAUGUUACCUCUGAAAAAGUGGGAUUGAAGCAAGGUGAAGCAAUGGGGGUCUCUGUAGAAGUAAUCAAUGAAACAGCCCGCACAGUAACACCGAAACUCUACCUAUGUGAGAAGCAGACCUUUGCUGCUCAGUCAAAGAGGAUAGUGCACACAGAUGAGAGCAUGUUUGGGACUGGAGACACUGUUCCAGGUGGGACGAGCCAAACUAUAACCAAAGUUCUCAGUAUUCCUCCUCAGCUUCCCCCGACCUUCUUCAACUGUGGCAUGAUGAAGCUGGAGUACAGGUUCAAGGUCACUCUUGAUGGCUUUCCUGCAAGUGCUCCAGAGAUCAAACUUCCUCUGGUCAUUUUGCUGGGUUUGCCAAAACCUCAUCAACAAAAACCAAAAAGAUCCAUCUGGUUCCGAAAGCUCCCUGGUUAAGAACAAGAUGAAGAGCUAGUGCUGUGAAUGCUGUAUGACAACGCAGUACAAUUAAAAGACUCAAUUAAAAACAGAAGACUGUUCAUCGUACUUUCUUUUAAAACAGAGAUGAUUUUACUUGUGCAUAAUAACACUACAUUAUUGGUUUGACUGGAGUGUCAGUGGUACCGAAGAUAUACUGCACAUUUACGGAAUUUUCUGUGAUAGGAUUGAUGGAAGAGUUUGCAAAUGGUACUGACGAUGUAUUGUAAAUUUACAGAAUUAUCUGUUUUAGGGUUGACGGAAAUGUCUGUAAACGGAAAGUGUACUGGUAAUUUUCUGCCAGGACAUUAAACAAUAUUUUACGGGUCUUUUUUCUUAGAAUGUACCUUAAAAGGCUUAAGACUGUGCUUAUUUAAUAAUCUCUUGUCCACUGGAUGGAGAUGCUUGUCACUUAGCAGUGUACCAGGAACUAUUCAUUUAAAUGCAAGUGCUCUUAUCCAUUAGUCAGAAUUCCAAAAAUCUUUUUUAAAAAGCUUUAUUUUAAGUACUGGC